Messenger RNA from Zingiber officinale, 474 nucleotides. Its product is annotated as proline-rich receptor-like protein kinase PERK2. Lineage: Eukaryota; Viridiplantae; Streptophyta; Magnoliopsida; Zingiberales; Zingiberaceae. The coding region runs from base 1 to 474 and encodes 157 amino acids. The record is from RefSeq and is a predicted model, not a curated record. The transcript has a single exon.
AUGUGCUACGUGGGGAAGGCCACCAAGAUCUUCUUCUUCCUAACUGGCUUCCUGCUUCUCCUCGGCCUUGUCGUCGGCUUCGGCCUCUCCCGCCAUGGCUGGGCCCACAAGGCCGCUUCCGCCGCCAAGCCCUGCCAGUACUCUGCCGCUGGCGGCGGCUCAUGCAGCUCUAUCUUCCCCGACCCAAUACCCGCCGACGCCGCCGCCGCCGCCCCGCCGAUACCCGCUGACACUUUUGCCGCGCCGCCUCCUCCCUCGGCAGCCGAGAUGCCGCAACCUGAAUCCGCGCUGACCCCGCCGUCUCCACCCUCCGUGCUACCGUCUCCACCGGCCACGCUGCCGCCUCCAGCCCCAGCCGAGCUGCCACCGCCCCCGACGACCACCGAUCCGUCAUCCACUACGGCUGCGCCGCCACUUGCCAGUCCCGGUCUGCCGAGCCCAGUGUGGGGGGCGACCGGUCCGGCUCAUUCAUAG